AUGGCUCUGGCGCUUCCCGUGCGAUGCUCCCUGGUCGUUAUCGGCCAGAACGGCUCGUCUCAGAUCGGUGGUGCUGUCGCUCUCGAGCAGCUGCUCACAGAACUUGAAGAUUUUCUGAGGAUACUGGACAAGGAGAACUUGAGCAGCACUGCUGUUGUGAAGAAGAGCUUCCUCUCUGACCUGCUGCGGGUCUACACCAAGUCCAGCGGUGGCGAUGAGGAAUAUAUUUAUAUGAACAAAGUCACCAUCCAUAAGCAGCAGGGCGACCAGGAAAAACAAGACACAGGGCUGGAUCGGAGAAGCUCCCUCACCAAUGGAGACUCAGGACUGCACUCGUCACCUCCUCAGAAGAGCCUGCCAGAGCUCCCCCCUCCAAAGAUGAUUCCUGAAAUAAAACAACCUCCAGUCCCCAAGAUCGAAUCUCCAGAGGGAUAUUAUGAAGAGGCUGAGCCAUAUGAUGUCUCUGUAAAUGAAGAUGGUGAAGCCAUUAGUAGCUCCUAUGAAUCUUAUGAUGAAGAAGAAAGCAGCAAAGGCAAGUCAGCAACCCAUCAGUGGCCAUCCACAGAGGCCACCAUUGAGCUGAUGAAGGACGCCCGCAUCUGUGCAUUCCUGUGGAGAAAGAAGUGGCUGGGACAGUGGGCAAAACAGCUGUGUGUUAUCAAGGACUCCAGGUUGCUGUGCUACAAGAGCUCCAAAGACCACAGCCCUCAGCUCGAUGUGAAUUUGCUGGGCUGCACUGUGAUUCACAAGGAAAAGCAAGUGAAGAAGAAGGAGCACAAGCUGAAGAUCAUCCCUAUGAAUGCCGAUGUCAUCGUGCUGGGGCUGCAGAGUAAAGACCAGGCAGAGCAGUGGCUCAGGGUAAUCCAGGAGACCAGCGGUCUACUGUGUGAAGGAGGCACUGAAGGCAACCAGUACAUCCCAGAUUCACAGCGUCUCAGCUACCCAAAGGUGGAGGUAUCAGAGAAGCAUUCUGCAGCCUCUGAGAGCGGGAGCAGCACGGACGGCCACCCAGAGAUGAUUGAGACAAAAGAUGUUAAGAAGAAGGGCUCAACUGGCCUGAAACUGAGUAACCUGAUGAACCUUGGGAGGAAAAAAUCCAGCUCCCUGGAUAGCCCAGAGAGGUCUCUGGAGACUUCGAGUUACCUGAAUGUGCUGGUGAACAGCCAGUGGAAGUCCCGUUGGUGUCAGAUAAAAGAUGGUCACCUCCAUUUCUACCAGGACAAGAACCGAAGCAAAGUGGCUCAGCAGCCCUUGAGUUUGACAGGUUGUGAAGUUAUCCCAGAGCCAAGCCCUGAUCAUCUCUACUCCUUCCGUAUCCUGCACAACGGAGAAGAACGGGUCAUUCUGGAGGCAAAGUCCUCGGAGGAAAUGGGCCACUGGCUGGGCCUCCUCUUGUCGGAGACCGGUUCGAAAACAGACCCAGAGGAAUUUACCUACGAUUACGUGGAUGCUGAACGGGUUUCCUGCAUCGUGAGCGCUGCAAAGAGCUCCUUCUUCUUAAUGCAGAGGAAGUACUCUGAGCCCAAUGCCUAUAUCGACAACCUGCCCAAGGGCAGGGUGCAGCAGGAGGAGCUGUAUGACGACGUGGAUCUGCCAGACCUGCCUGUGGAAGAAGUACCCAAGACUGAGAGCAAACUAGAGGGGGACCAAGACAGAGUGUACCUGGAUCUCACCCCAGUGAAGUCCUUCCUACACUGUGCUGGCAAGAAGUCAUGCCAGCCUUCACCCCUCAGCUCACCAUCUUUAGAAAGGGCUGCCAACAAGGCUGCAGCAGAGACCCCAGCUGAGACAGCCCUGGUGGCCAAGGACACCGAGCCCUGUAGCAAGGCAGUGGAGACCUCUGAGCAGAAACACCCAGAGAAGCCAGAACCUGAGGAGGCACCACCACGGAUGCCUGCUGUCAAAAUCCAGACACAGCAGCAGAACAUCGCCUUCCCGCAGCCGGCCCCUGAGCCACCGGCGGGCACAGGCACCAUGGGCAGUCCCCAGCUGCCUGCACACCGGCCCAAGAUGCCACUGCCAGUGGCAGCAGUGGAGACCAAGCUGGGCAAGAACAGGACAGAGGCGGAGGUGAAGCGGUUUACUGAGGAGAAGGAGCGGCUGGAGAAGGAGAAGGAUGAAAUCCGGGCUCAGCUCACCCAGCUGCGCAAGGAGAGGCGGGAGCUGAAGGAAAUGCUGGCAGGCAGCUCACCCAGCUGCCCAAGGAGAGGCAGGAACAAGAGCCUGGAGCAGAGGCUGAAGGAGAUAGAAGAAGAAUGCAAAAGGAAGGAGAGCCGGAGGGUGGACCUGGAGCUAAGCCUGGUGGAGGUGAAGGAGAACCUGAAGAAGGCAGAGUCCGGCCCCGUGACACUGGGGACUGCGGUGGACACCACACACCUGGAGAAUGCAGCCCCUCGGAUUCAGGCAAAAAGUGCCGGUCCAGCAAACAGCACAGAUAACUCACCAGUCAAUUCAGCAACAGCUUUAAAAAACCGACCUUUAUCAGUCAUGGUGACAGGGAAGGGAACAGUCCUACAGAAAGCUAAGGAAUGGGAGAAGAAGGGAGCUAGUUAG
Molecule: messenger RNA, 2553 nt
Organism: Chaetura pelagica (chimney swift)
Lineage: Eukaryota; Metazoa; Chordata; Aves; Apodiformes; Apodidae
Gene: AFAP1L2
Product: actin filament associated protein 1-like 2
Exons: 20
Coding region: 1-2553 (850 amino acids)
Biological process (GO): inflammatory response; positive regulation of epidermal growth factor receptor signaling pathway; regulation of interleukin-6 production
Cellular component (GO): cytosol
Molecular function (GO): SH3 domain binding; SH2 domain binding
Source: RefSeq, a predicted model, not a curated record